AUGGCGAUCAAUGAGGACAACUCCUUACUCGAACCAUCUGGACAGCUUCCAUCCGCUGAUAACAUCAAGCAGCUAUACGGAGAUCUUUGGGGAACUCCAGGGCCAUCCUCUAGUCAUUGUUUUUAUAACGCGCCUACUCACUCGCUUCGGGACACAUUUCCACCUGUCUCCGAGGAUGAGCCUGCCACAAUAGACGAUAUCGAAAUAGCCAAGAGAAGACUGCGUAAAGAAAAUAUACAGCAAUGGUCGAAUCUGGGAAGUCAAGGACAGGGGGUGUCCGAUUAUGCACAGGACAAAAUUGGCAAUUGUUGGCUAAGAAAUCAAAACCUUCUCAAAGCAUCUAGAUUUAUCGAUGCCAUUCGGCUACGUACAAACACAUUUGGUACUAAAGUUGUACUAGCCAGAGCCAGCAAGAGCACUGACAUCACAUGCAGAAGAUGCCAUGCCCAGCCGGAAAUUUUGGGCCACAUUUUGGGCCUGUCAAAUAAACUAUCGAUUUCCAACGAAGUGAUGGUUGAGCCUACACUAAAAGUCUCGGGUAGUCUCUAUAAGCCGGACCUCAUAGUUAACAAUGGGGAAAGGACUCUCGUGGUCGAUGUUACCAUCCGCUAUGAGAACAGGGAUUAUCUGAAACAAGCCUCCGAAGAAAAGACUAAUAAAUAUAACGCUUGCUUACAACAUCUACUAAAGAAUAACAGACAUAAGGAAGGCAAGAUUUUACCAAUCGUAGUUGGCAGCAGAGGUACAUUGCCACCUGCCACAAAACAGCACCUCAAAGACUUAGGGUUUAAAGAUAGAGAUAUGCAUAUCUCUUAUGGUGCUGCGUAG
Ceratina calcarata is the source of this 828-nucleotide messenger RNA. RefSeq lists its product as uncharacterized. The record is from RefSeq and is a predicted model, not a curated record. The transcript has 3 exons. Bases 1 to 828 code for a protein of 275 amino acids. Lineage: Eukaryota; Metazoa; Arthropoda; Insecta; Hymenoptera; Apidae.